AUGAUGGCAGCUGCGGCCACGGGCAAUGCGUACUACGUCGAGGAAGAGUAUGAGCUCGCGGUGCAAGCGUACACGGCGGCGCUGAAGGAAGACGCGGCAAGCGCCGACGCUCUCUCCAAGCGCGCCGCUGCCUACCUCAAGCUCAACCAGCUGGAGCCUGCGCUCCGGGAUGCGUCCGCGGCCGUGGCCCUGGACCCGUCGCUCCUCAUGGCCUACCAGCGCCAAGGCGUCGCGCUCUUUGGUCUUGAACGCUUUCGCGAGGCCAAAGCUGCCUUUACGAUCGGCAAGGACAAGGCUGGCAACCACGACCAAGCGCUCGCGCGUUUCAAGACAUGGCUGCGCAAAUGCGACGCCGAGCUCGAAGACGAGGAAGAUCUUCCGGAGCCAAAGGCCGUGGCUCCAGAGCCCGUGCCCGUGGCCGCGCCGUCCAAGCCCGCCCUUCGCCACGAAUGGUAUCAAAGCGGUACGCACGUAACGCUCUCGCUGAUGCAAAAGGGUCUCAAGCCGGACGACGUGACGGUGACCUUUUCGCCCAACCAUCUGCACGUGCAAUUCCGCAUCGAUGGCGAGAUCGUCGAUGCGUUCCAGAAGCAGCUCAAGCGCGACUGGAACAAGAUUGACAAGACGAUUGCCGAAGAGCUCGAAGCGGAGAAGCCCGAGGGUGAGGCGGCCAUGCAGAAGCUUUUUGCCGACAUUUACGCCAAGGCCGACGAGGACACGCGCCGGGCCAUGAACAAGUCCUUUCAAACGUCGGGCGGGACUGUGCUCUCGACCAACUGGAAGGAAGUCAAGGCAAAGGACUAUGAAGAGGAAAAGCCCGUGCCCGAAGGCAUGCAGUGGAAGAAGUGGGGCUAA
Messenger RNA from Saprolegnia parasitica CBS 223.65, 855 nucleotides. RefSeq lists its product as hypothetical. Gene Ontology annotation, molecular function: protein-folding chaperone binding. The record is from RefSeq and is a predicted model, not a curated record. The transcript is spliced from 6 exons. Bases 1 to 855 code for a protein of 284 amino acids. Gene Ontology annotation, biological process: protein stabilization. NCBI's taxonomy places the organism in Eukaryota, Oomycota, Saprolegniomycetes, Saprolegniales, Saprolegniaceae.